This is a messenger RNA of Aspergillus sclerotioniger CBS 115572, 1602 nucleotides long. It is a transcript of the gene cpa1, whose product is annotated as carbamoyl-phosphate synthase (glutamine-hydrolyzing) CPA1. Lineage: Eukaryota; Fungi; Ascomycota; Eurotiomycetes; Eurotiales; Aspergillaceae. The record is from RefSeq and is a predicted model, not a curated record. Gene Ontology annotation, biological process: 'de novo' pyrimidine nucleobase biosynthetic process; L-arginine biosynthetic process; L-glutamine metabolic process. The transcript has a single exon. The coding region runs from base 174 to 1535 and encodes 453 amino acids. Gene Ontology annotation, molecular function: carbamoyl-phosphate synthase (glutamine-hydrolyzing) activity. Gene Ontology annotation, cellular component: cytoplasm; carbamoyl-phosphate synthase complex.
GCCACCACAACCCCCCAGUCACAGCCAUUGACCUCGCCUUUAAAUUGAUGCUAAUCGACUCUCUUUAGGACUACAUCUCGGAUCACCUCUGGAAAGCUUCAGGAAACUUUUGAAUCCACCCCACAGCAACCGUCUUCGUCUCUCAUCUCUCCAAAUAAAUACCUCCCAUCACAAUGUUCGCUCGUGUCUUCAAGGCAAUGCCCGCCCGGGCUCCCGCCUUCACUUCCGUGAAUGCCUCCAUCCAGUCUCGCUUCAUGGCCACCGUUCGUCAGGGACGUCCGGCCCAUGAGCGUGCCACCUUUACGAUCCGAGAUGGCCCUAUCUUCCACGGCAAGUCCUUUGGAGCCCGCUCCAACAUCUCCGGUGAAGCCGUCUUCACCACCUCCCUUGUGGGAUACCCCGAGUCCUUGACCGACCCGUCCUACCGUGGUCAGAUCCUGGUCUUCACCCAGCCUCUGAUCGGUAACUACGGUGUUCCCUCUGCUGAGAGGGACCAGCACGGUCUCCUCAAGUACUUCGAGUCCCCCAACCUCCAGGCAGCUGGUGUCGUCGUGGCCGAUGUGGCUGAACAGUACAGUCACUGGACCGCCGUCGAGAGUCUCGGCGAGUGGUGUGCCCGCGAGGGUGUUCCCGCCAUCUCUGGUGUCGACACCCGUGCCAUUGUCACCUACCUCCGUGAGCAGGGUUCUUCCCUCGCUCGUAUCACCGUCGGUGAGGAGUACGACGCUGAUCAGGACGAGGCUUUCGUCGAUCCUGAGCAGAUCCACUUGGUCCGCCAGGUCAGCACCAAGGCUCCUUUCCACGUCAGCGCGGCCAACCCUACCUGCCACGUUGCCGUGAUCGACUGCGGUGUGAAGGAGAACAUCCUGCGUAGCUUGGUCAGCCGCGGAGCCAGUAUCACUGUGUUCCCCUUCGACUACCCCAUCCACAAGGUCGCUCAUCACUUCGAUGGUGUCUUCAUCUCCAACGGCCCUGGUGACCCGACCCACUGCCAGGACACCGUCUACCACCUCCGUCGUCUGAUGGAGACCUCCCAGAUCCCCAUCUUCGGUAUCUGCCUGGGACACCAGCUCCUGGCUCUGGCCAACGGUGCUCGCACCAUCAAGCUCAAGUAUGGUAACCGCGCCCACAACAUCCCCGCGCUGGACACCACUACUGGACGCUGCCACAUCACCAGCCAGAAUCACGGAUAUGCCGUCGAUGUCUCGACCCUGCCUUCCGACUGGAAGCCCUACUUCGUCAACCUGAACGAUGCUAGCAACGAGGGUAUGAUCCACAAGACCCGUCCCAUCUUCAGCACCCAGUUCCACCCCGAGGCCAAGGGCGGUCCCCUGGACUCCUCUUACCUCUUCGACAUCUACCUUGACAGCGUGGUCAAGUACAAGAACAACCAGCUGGCGUUCCACCCCAACCGGAACACCGCCCCCAGCCCUCUCUUAGUCGAUCUCUUGGCUAAGGAGCGUGUUGGUGUUCAGCCUACCAUUGGCAUGCAGAACGUGGCUGCCGCCGCCGCUGCUGCCGUUGCCGCUGCUUAAGGGAUGUCAUUGGGAACUGGAGUCUGGGUUUGGGUUUGGUUGGAUUUCUUCGGUUGUACAUGAGUUG